UGUGUCCCCAAUCGUUCUCGAGAAGGAAGAUAACUUUAACAUUUUUAUUGUAAACUCGCUCAAAAUGGCAUGAUAUCAUGCAACCCACCAAAGGAAAUGUAACUUAGAUAUUGGCAUGGAGAAUCCUAUACACCGGGAGUGGAUUCUAGAUACAAUAGACCAACUUCGAGGCAGAAAAGCCCGGCCGGAUCUUGAGCGCAUUUGCCACAUGCUAGAACGAAAAUACGGUUUGUCAUCGUCGGUAACAGAGAGUUGUUUGGAACGCCUUGUUGACAGUGAAAUUGUUAUGAAAGUGGACUAUAAGGGUAAUACAAGCUACCGGCAUGCAGCCAAAUGGAGAAAAAGUCACCUAAAGGGUGUUGUCAUGAAUUCUACAUCAGCCAGUCGUAAUUUAGUUGAGGCGGUGUUGGAUUGCGAGUCGAGCAAUACAGACGAACUCAGUCGCGGUGCUAGCAUUCGCGACAUAGAACUAUGGUUUCAAACUCAUGAAACCGAGAGACUCAAAUGUCCAAUAAAUGUUGCUUUGCAAAGAGAAAUUGACGCAGGGAGAAUUGAAAAAUUAAAUAAUGGGAAUUAUUCUGUGCGUAUCGGUAAAACUAGAACCCCCAAGAACACAACUAAAUCUGAUAAAUUAGUUCCUAGUCGUAGAGGUCGCCCUCCCAAAAAUAAAAAGAAGUUAAAGCGAAAUUAUAGCUAUGAAGAUGACAUGGAAUAUGAGCCUCCCUGUUCCUCGAAGAAACAGUAUGGUGAGGAAAAGUGUGAUUUUUGUAGCCAAACUGCAGAGUUCAACAAACUUGGUGUUCCUGAAUUUUUACUUAUUUGUAAGGACUGCAAUGCUAAAGCUCAUCCAUCAUGUAUGGAAUAUACAGAAGAAUUAUCUCGGAGAGCUUAUCAAUCACAAUGGCAGUGUAUAGACUGUAAAACAUGUUGUAUGUGUGAUGAUUCUGGAGAUCCAGAUCUGAUGUUGUUUUGUGAUGGAUGUGAUAAAGGAUAUCACAUGAACUGUCAUCAGCCACCUGUACCACAUAAACCUCAAGGAAAAUGGAUUUGUGCUGAAUGUGAAAUUGAAGGAGUAUCUGUGGAAAUAUUAGAAUUGCAGGAGAGAAUUCUUGCCAAUAAAAAUAAUGUUGGUGAAACAUCUUUACCACUGACACCAUGUGAGUCACCACAAUUUGAUCAUCAACCAACAUACAGGGCGGUACCUCACAUUCAGAAGCCCAAAAUAUUGUCUAAAGAUCCUAAACUUGAUGGUGUGUAUUAUCCAGAUGCAUCUGAUUGGUCUAUAGAAGAUGUUGUUAGCUUUAUUGCUUCUGUAGGAUUCUUGGAACAGUCACAGGCAUUUCGUGAACAGGAAAUUGAUGGCAAAUCUCUGUUAUUGAUGAAGAGGAGUGAUGUUUUAACUGGAUUAUCUAUCAGACUGGGGCCAGCUCUAAAAAUAUACAAACAUGUACAGAAACUUCAAACAGCCAGCCAAGAUAUCAGAUAGUGUUUUAUUUCUUGUAAUGGAGAUCAUGUCUUGACAAAGUGAACUUUACAAAGAUGUAAUGAGAAAUUUCACAGUUUUUACGCAAUGAGCAAAUUGUGUCGAAGUGCUGCUUUCCUUUGCUAAUUCUUUUGUUCUACUUGAAAGUCUUGUGGCGAUAAACUGAAUAUACCCUGUUAUUUAUGCAUUGAAUAUUUUCUGAGGCAAAGCAUUGUAAACAUUUUUACCCUAUCCAUGGUGCUAUACCACAUACCGGGCCUAAUUGCCUUUCGCAUUCUUCUUGUGAACAGUUUGUUUAUCACUAGAAUCAACCAUUCAUGACUGGAAACGGCCGUUGACUUGUUUUUCCAGAAAAGCUUUUUCAAAUAUGAAAUAAUUCCUUGAUGUCAGUAAAUUCAUUCUAUUACUUGAAUAGAAAAUAUUAAUAGAAACAUAUUCUGGUUAUCAGAUACUGAAACUAAACCGUGGGCUUAAUUAUCAAGUACACAACCCUGAUAAAUUUUAUUGACAUAAAUAACACUUGAUAAUUGUAAACUGACAAAUUGUUAUCAGGACAUUGCAACCAUCAAAUCAGGGUCUAUUUGAAAGGUUUGUCUGUCUGUCUCUCAAACUUUUUGGUACACAAUAACUCUGCUUCUAAUUGAGCUAGAAUGUUCAAACUAGAUGUAGAGGACUGUGUUAAGCAUUUUCAGCUGUGGCUGAGCAGAGUUAAGCAAUUUCAUUGGUUGAGACUUUGGGGCACAAUAAAACAGCUUUUAAUUCAAGUGAGUUUGAUGCUUAGGCUAAGCAGAAAUAAACUAUUUAGUCUAAGACUUUAGAACACACUAACACUGCCUUUGGAUGGGACAAAAAAAAAACCCGGAGGCUC
This is a messenger RNA of Patella vulgata (common limpet), 2351 nucleotides long. Its product is annotated as histone acetyltransferase KAT6B. Gene Ontology annotation, molecular function: protein binding; DNA binding. The transcript is spliced from 8 exons. The coding region runs from base 116 to 1486 and encodes 456 amino acids. NCBI's taxonomy places the organism in Eukaryota, Metazoa, Mollusca, Gastropoda, Patellidae. The record is from RefSeq and is a predicted model, not a curated record.